Messenger RNA from Talaromyces atroroseus, 1416 nucleotides. Its product is annotated as putative squalene synthase. The coding region runs from base 1 to 1416 and encodes 471 amino acids. Gene Ontology annotation, molecular function: squalene synthase [NAD(P)H] activity. Gene Ontology annotation, cellular component: endoplasmic reticulum membrane. The record is from RefSeq and is a predicted model, not a curated record. Gene Ontology annotation, biological process: farnesyl diphosphate metabolic process; ergosterol biosynthetic process. Lineage: Eukaryota; Fungi; Ascomycota; Eurotiomycetes; Eurotiales; Trichocomaceae. The transcript has 4 exons.
AUGGGUCUUCUGUGGAAUAUCGCCUAUUAUAGCUGCCAUCCGAAUCAGUUGAGGUCCAUCAUCCAAUGGAAAGUAUGGCACAACCCUCCACACGAGCGUGAUAUUUCUAAGGACUCGGAAACGCUCAAAAAAUGCUUCCAUUUCCUGCAAUUGACCAGCAGGAGCUUCUCAACCGUCAUCUUGGAGCUUCACCCAGAGAUGCUGAUUCCUGUCACUGUCUUCUACCUUGUUCUCCGCGGGCUGGAUACGAUUGAAGAUGAUACCUCCGUGCCGUUUGAUGUGAAGGAGCCAUUGUUGCGAGACUUCAAGAACAUCAUCGAGAAAGAUGGUUGGACCUGGAAUGGCAAUCGUCCGGAAGAAAAGGACCGGCAACUCUUGGUUGAGUUUGAUAAUGUCAUUGCCGAGUACAAGCCGCUGAAGCCAACGUACCGUGCAAUUAUCAAAGACAUAACCAAUAAAAUGGGGAAUGGCAUGGCGGAUUUCGUCUACAAGGCCGAAACAGACGGCAUCAGUGUACAAACAGUGGAAGAAUAUGACCUUUACUGUUAUUAUGUAGCGGGUCUUGUCGGGGAGGGUGUAACUCGGCUAUUUGUCGAAGCACAAUUUGGCAACCCAGGAUUGCUGUCACGCCCCAAUCUCCAUAAAUCAAUGGGGUUAUUUUUGCAAAAAAUCAACAUUAUUCGUGAUAUCCGCGAGGACCACGAUGACCGACGACAUUUCUGGCCCAAAGAGAUUUGGUCCAAACAUGUUGAUAAGUUCGAGGAUCUUUUUGACCCUCAAUAUAAAGAAGCCGCUUUGAACUGCAACUCAGAAAUGGUCCUGAAUGCUCUCAAUCAUGUCGAAGAGUGUCUCUUCUAUCUUGCGGGGAUACGGGAGCAGAGUGUGUUCAAUUUCUGUGCUAUCCCACAAGCCAUGGCUAUUGCGACACUGGAGCUGUGCUUCCGCAAUUACUCGAUGUUCCAACGAAACAUCAAAAUCACAAAGGGCGAUGCUUGCCGUUUGAUGAUUGAGUCGACACAAAACCUGAGAGUCCUCUGUGACACGUUUCGCAAAUAUACCCGCAAGAUCCAUCAGAAAAACACUCCGAAGGAUCCUAAUUUCGUGGAAAUCAGUAUCGUUUGUGGUAAUAUCGAGCGAUUCAUUGAGACGCUUUUCCCAUCGCAAAAGGCCGAGGAUGCCAAGAGUAAAUUGGCUGGUCACUCAACAGAAGAGGAAGAAAAGAAGAAGCAGCGAGAACUAGAGUCCUGGGAGGACCUCAAAAUGAUGCUGACGAUUAUGGGCGCCAUUGUCUUCUUAAUUACGAUCGUACUGUUUUUUGUGGCUUGGCUAUUAGGCGCUCGGUUUGAUCUGGCCUUGGCCGAGAUCAGAAAGGGCAAUUUUCGUCCACCCAACAAAGUUGCUCAUUCAGAGCUAUAA